AUGUCAAUUGUUAGCCUCAGCAUCAGCGUUGUACGAGUAUCAGUUGAGGGACUAGAGACCAUUCCAGCUGCAGCGACUACAACCACCCCGGACGCUACUGGGAAUGGCGGCAGCGUUGGCGGUGUUGUGGGCAUUGGCGCCGCAGCGGGUGCGGUGGGUGGGAGCGUUGGCGGUGAUAAUAACACCGAAUCGGAUCCCUAUGCCGGCUUAAUGAAGGACGCAGAUAAAUUGAAACUGAUGUUGCUAGCCUGGAAUUACCAAAACUCAAAUGCGGUACGCAACGGCACUGAGGGACCCGAUUUGGGUGUGGUUGGUGGUUUGUGGGCACAAUACCAAAAUGCGUUGGCACAAACUGCUGCAGCCAACAACAAAAUGGAUACAUCGUUAUCGCCAGUACCGCGCACAGAUGCCACUUCGCCAAUGGAGGCGCAGGAUGAGACAAAUUCUUCGGGACAGAAGGAAGAGGAUGAGGGCUCUGAGGAUGAUUCGGAUGAUAAGUUGGACGAGAAGUUGGCCACACAUGAUCCCGAGCGGCUAAAGGCGUUCAAUAUGUUCGUGCGCUUGUUUGUCGAUGAGAAUCUCGAUCGCAUUGUUCCCAUUUCCAAGCAGCCAAAAGAGAAAAUUCAAGCAAUCAUAGACUCGUGCGCCAGACAAUUUCCCGAAUUUAGCGAUCGCUCACGCAAACGUAUACGAACGUAUCUGAAGUCGUGUCGCCGUAACAAGAAGACACGCGACGGCUGGGAUAAUACGACCCGUCCGACACCCGCGCACUUGACGUCCGUACAGGCUGAGCAGAUACUAGCAAUCGCUUGCGAGAAUGAGUCCAUGAAUGCCAAACGUAUGCGCAUCGGCCUGGAGCCCAUCACACAUGCCAUACCGGCGCCUGGUUCAGCCGUCGCCGCAGCUGCAGCGGCAGCGGCAGCAGCAGCCGCGGCCGCAGUAGCUGCAACCAGUUCGACUGUAUCCGUUGGUGGUGUUGGCAACUCAACCAUGACAUCGGUUUCAGCUAGUGACGCGCUCUCCACUGUCACAACGUCAACGCUGCCGUUUGUUGGCGCUGGCGGUGGUGGCUUUGCACGUUCCACACCUAAUUCGGAUGCCGCCGAACCACUUUCGUUGACACCAGCGGCUGCCGUAGCAGCUGCUGCAGCCGCAGCUGUGGCCGCUUCGACGGCUGGUGCCGGUGGCGGCAGUGGUGGCAUCAAUUCGGCGCGCAGCUCACCGCUGGCAUUGAGCUCGAACACAAGCGUGAGUGGCAGCACAAGCGGUAUGGAUAUUAAACCGCUUGCGGCUGCCCUAUCGAACGGUAAUACGCCAACUAACGGCACUGUUAGUUGUCUGGCAGGACUGCCUGCCACAAGUCCACUUUACCGGCCAUCCGACUUUACUUCACCCUCGGCAGCAUCACCUUUCGUGGCCGCUGCUGCUGCGGCAGUAGCCGCUGGUCGCACACCAACUUAUCCCGGCUACUUUCCAGGCGUCGCUGGACUGGGAAAUGUCGUACCCACGGAUCUCUCCAUGAAACCAUCGUCCACUAGCACGUGCGCCACACUCACCACCGCCCCCACCACCGUCAACACCAACAACAAUAUCGGCGUGAUGGGUGUUGGCGCACCAAAUCUCACCAGCCUCGUCGGCACCGGCGGACUCUCCGUCAACAACAACAAUGCACUUGUCACCGCCACACAGCAACUACAACAGCUGCAGCAACAACAGCAACAACAGCAGCAGCAACAACAGCAACAACAACAGCAGCAGCAGCAACAACAGCAACAGCAAGCAAUCAUGGCAACUGGUCUGAAUGCCAACCAACUGGGCGGUGGUGGCACAUUGAACGACCCAAAUGCUGUUGCUACAGUACGUCCACCGCCACUGCUGGCGCACAAACUGAGUCCCAACGAAAUAACGGCAGCGCGCCAAGUGAUCUCGGCGUACCGGGAGAGCGCAGCUUUUCUGCUCCGCACCGCCGAUCAGGUGGAACAGUUACUCGUGCAACAGCAAUAAAAUGUGAGCUGCCGAGUGCUUUGGUGAAUUUGAUGCAUGUGGCAAUGUCUGUUGUUGAAGUGCGGCAAGUUACGUUUGUUAGUUUACAGUUAUAUUGCAUUUAUUUUGACGGUAUGGUGAAGGUGAAAUCGAAGUGUUUAGGCUUUCAUUUGAAUUUGUUCCAUAUAAACGAAGCGGAUGCAGAAAUUCAUAGACAGACAUUUAUACAAACAUAUAAACCAGCAUUUUCUAUAGCAACAAAAACUCACCAUAGACCCCCUUUCUAGAAGGGAGGGUUGUUCCUAUUUUACUAAAUAAAAGACAUUUAAAAUAACAGUAACCAAAAAACAGAAACCAAACAAAUAGUCAAGUCAAUAUAAAAGAAACUACAGUAAAUUAUAAAAUUACAAAACCAAAAAAAAAAAAAAAAAAAAUAGCCAAAGCCGAAUGUUUGAAAGCAAAAAUAAUAAAUAGAUGUUCUACUUGCAUUAAUUUUCUUGAACUACAAUAGCAGCCAAAAAAAUAGAAUCAGCGGGCAUUGUGUGAUCAAAUGGCAGGCGUUUUAGCAAUGAUUUUUGGUUUCAGAACAUUUGAAAGAUUGGUUAGAACAUUUUUGGAACCUUUAGGAAGUGCUUAGAAAUUUUUGAAGGUUUUUCAUUCAAAUUUCUAUUGAUUUUUUGAUUAAACGUUUUUAAACAUUUAAUAAUUCACAGAUCUUUGAAUACCAUAGCGUCUCUAAAUUUUUUUUUAUCUUCAGCACAGAGCACCAAUUUGUAUGGUUCGGCAGAUUUUAGGCGUUCUGAAUACAGGAAAC
This is a messenger RNA of Anastrepha ludens (Mexican fruit fly), 2797 nucleotides long. Its product is annotated as hormone receptor 4. Bases 1 to 2004 code for a protein of 667 amino acids. The record is from RefSeq and is a predicted model, not a curated record. The transcript has 5 exons. NCBI's taxonomy places the organism in Eukaryota, Metazoa, Arthropoda, Insecta, Diptera, Tephritidae.